Oldenlandia corymbosa var. corymbosa is the source of this 7836-nucleotide messenger RNA. NCBI's taxonomy places the organism in Eukaryota, Viridiplantae, Streptophyta, Magnoliopsida, Gentianales, Rubiaceae. The record is from the annotation of a GenBank genome assembly.
AUGGACUUCGUCAGCCGCCAUGCUGGUUCUUCCUCCUCCUCCUCCUCCGCUGCUGAUCACCUCCAAUACCAGCAAUCACAACACAAUACUGCUCCAACCUCCACCUCCGUUACUACUCAGCCACCUCCUCAAGCUCCCGAGGAGCCCGAGUACUUGGCGCGGUACAUGGUCGUCAAACACUCGUGGCGGGGGCGAUACAAGAGAAUAUUGUGCAUUUCGAACCAUCAUAUAGUGACCUUGGAUCCGGGCACAUUAAAUGUCACCAAUUCGUAUGAUGUGGGCAAUGAUUACGAGGGAGCGUCACCCAUUCUUGGGAGAGACGAGACGUCGAAUGAGUUUAAUAUUAGUGUGAGGACUGAUGGCAAGGGAAAAUUCAAGUCUAUUAAGUUUUCUUGUAAGUAUAGAGCUAGUAUAUUAACUGAGUUGCAUAGAAUUAGGUGGAACAGGCUUGGAUCAGUUGCCGAGUUCUCAGUGUUGCAUCUUCGGAGAAGAACAUCGGAGUGGGUUCCUUUUAAACUAAAGGUCACCUACGUCGGAGUUGAACUUAUUGAUCUAAAAUCUGGAGAUCUUCGGUGGUGCUUGGACUUCAGAGACAUGGAUUCUCCAGCCAUUAUUCUUCUGUCAGAUGCUUAUGGGAAGAGAAAUGUUGAUCAGGGGAGUUUUGUUCUGUGCCCUUUAUAUGGAAGGAAAUCCAAAGCUUUCUUGGGUGCUUCAGGGACUUCUAGUGCUGCCAUAAUUUCGGCAUUGACUAAAACUGCCAAAACAAUGGUUGGUGUGUGGUUAACUGUUGACAGUACUCAGCCUCUUACAGUCUCAGAGUAUAUCAAGCUUAGGGCGAAAGAAGCUGUUGGUGCUGAAGAAACCCCAUGCGGUGGUUGGUCCGUUACAAGAUUACGGUCUGCUGCUCAUGGAACUCUAAACUUUCCAGGUUUGAGUUUGGGGAUUGGGCCUAAAGGUGGACUCGGUGAAAAUGGUGAUGCCGUAUCACGUCAACUAAUUCUUACUAGGGCUUCAAUUGUUGAGAGGCGCCCGGAAAAUUAUGAGGCUGUUAUAGUUCGUCCCUUAUCUGCUGUUAGUGCUCUUGUUCGAUUUGCUGAGGAGCCCCAGAUGUUUGCCAUUGAAUUCAAUGAUGGGUGCCCCAUCCAUGUGUAUGCCAGUACUUCACGCGAUAGCUUGCUUGCAGCUGUUAGGGAUGUUAUACAAACAGAAGGUCAGUGCCCGGUGCCUAUAUUACCAAGGCUUACAAUGCCUGGUCAUCGGAUUGAUCCUCCUUGUGGAAGAGUAUAUUUGCAAAUUCACCAAGUCCCUGCUACCCAACAGCGUUUUGCUGCUGACAUGGAAAAUGCAACCAUGCACUUGAAACACUUAGCUGCAGCUGCCAAGGAUGCUGUAGGUGAGGGAGGUUCGAUCCCUGGGUCAAGAGCUAAACUGUGGCGUAGAAUCAGGGAAUUUAAUGCAUGUAUUUCAUACAGUGGAGUACCUAUCAAUAUUGAAGUACCUGAGGUGACUCUGAUGGCCUUGAUUACUAUGCUCCCAGCAGCUCCUAAUCUUCCUCCAGAAUCACCUCCCUUACCACCACCUUCUCCUAAAGCUGCUGCCACUGUGAUGGGUUUUAUUGCGUGUUUGAGGAGGUUGCUUGCCUCAAGGAGUGCUGCAUCUCAUGUGAUGACUUUUCCUGCUGCUGUAGGAAGAAUAAUGGGAUUACUUAGAAAUGGUUCUGAGGGGGUGGCUGCUGAAACAGCUGGUCUGAUUGCUGUGCUUAUGGGUGGUGGCCCUGGGGAUACAAAUAUUUUGAGUGAUACCAAAGGAGAAAGGCAUGCAACAUUCAUGCAUGCAAAAUCUGUGCUGUUCGCUAACCAGAGCAGUCUCAUAAUCCUAGUUAAUAGGUUAAAGCCUAUGUCUGUAUCUCCAUUGCUGUCAAUGUCAAUUGUUGAGGUUCUUGAGGCCAUGAUAGCUGACCCACAUGGUGAAACAACCCAAUAUACAGUGUUUGUAGAUCUAUUACGUCUUGUUGCCGGGUUGCGACGCCGAUUGUUUGCAUUGUUUGGUCAUCCUGCAGAAAGUGUAAGGGAAACGGUAGCAGUCAUUAUGCGUACAAUUGCUGAAGAAGAUGCUGUUGCUGCCGAAUCUAUGCGUGAUGCUGCAUUACGUGAUGGUGCGCUCUUGAGGCAUUUAUUGCAUGCGUUUUACCUUCCUGCUGGUGAACGGCGUGAGAUUAGUCGGCAACUCGUGGCUCUUUGGGCAGAUUCUUAUCAACCAGCUCUUGAUCUUUUGUCUAGAGUUCUUCCUCCAGGGCUUGUUGCUUAUUUGCAUACCAGACCUGAUGGAUCUUCAGCAGAAGACAUGCUCAAUACUGAAGGACAUUUGCUUAGUAGGAGACAGAGGCGCUUACUCCAGCAGAGAAGGAAUCGUCCUGGCAGAGGGAUGUCAUCUCAGGGACCCUUAUUGCCUUCUACCACCAACUCGGAUGGCAUUGAUCAGGCAAAUCAGUCAAGCCCUGGGGCAGCAGAAGGUUACAAAGUUUCUUCCGAUAUGAGGCCGGGAUAUGUGGCAACUAGUUCAACUUCUGCAGUUAAUACUGGAGAGAACUUUAUUAGUGAGUUUAACAGUUCAGCUGUCACGCAGAGUGAUCAGCCAGCAUCUACUGAUUCUUAUACUCCAGUAAAUACACAUGAGAUUAGUGAAUCCAAUGCUGUGGGUUCAGUUGAUCCAGAUGCCAACCAAUCUGGUAAUCAAACUGCUGGCUUACCUGCACCUGCUCAGGUAGUUGUUGAGAAUGCAUCUGUUGGAUGUGGCCGAUUGUUACUGAAUUGGCCUGAAUUUUGGCGAGCUUUUAGUCUAGAUCACAAUCGUGCUGAUUUGAUCUGGAAUGAGCGCACCAGGCAGGAGCUCCGAGAGGCUUUGCAGGCUGAAGUUCAUCGACUCGAUGUUGAGAAAGAGCGCACUGAAGACAUUGUUCCUGGAGGUGGAACAUUGGACAUCAUUACUGGGCAAGUUGGUGUACCUCAGAUCUCAUGGAACUACACUGAGUUUUUUGUUAGGUAUCCCAGCUUGUCAAAAGAAGUCUGUGUGGGUCAAUAUUACCUUAGGCUGCUGCUUGAGAGUGGCAGCAGUGGGAGGGCGCAAGACUUCCCAUUGCGUGAUCCUGUUGCUUUCUUUAGAGCUCUAUACCAUCGGUUCUUAUGUGAUGCUGACACUGGGCUAACUGUAAAUGGUGCUGUUCCUGAUGAGUUGGGAUCUUCUGAUGAUUGGUGUGAUAUGGGAAGGUUAGAUGGUUUUGGUGGUGGUGGUGGUUUUUCAGUGAGGGAACUUUGUGCCCGGGCAAUGGCAAUUGUGUAUGAGCAACAUUACAACACCGUGGGUCCAUUUGAAGGAACAGCACACAUAACUGUACUCUUGGAUAGAACUGAUGAUAGAGCAUUGAGGCACCGUCUGCUUCUUCUUUUGAAGGUGUUGAUGAAGGUUUUAUCAAACAUAGAGGCAUGCGUCUUGGUCGGAGGUUGUGUCCUUGCUGUUGAUUUACUUACAGUCGUGCACGAGGCCUCGGAGAGAACUACUAUACCUUUACAAUCAAAUUUGAUUGCGGCUACUGCUUUCAUGGAACCUUUGAAGGAGUGGUUAUUUAUCGACAAGGAUGGUGCAGAAAGUGGACCUGUGGAGAAAGAUGCUAUCAGAAGAUUUUGGUCAAAGAAAGAAAUUGACUGGACUACACGCUGUUGGGCUUCUGGGAUGCCUGACUGGAAGAGAUUGAGGGACAUUCGAGAACUUCGAUGGGCACUAGCUGUCCGUGUUCCCGUUCUCACUCCAACCCAGGUGGGAGAUUCUGCAUUGUCCAUAUUGCACAGCAUGGUAGCUGCACAUUCAGAUAUUGAUGAUGCUGGGGAAAUCGUUACACCAACACCGAGAGUAAAAAGGAUCUUAUCGAGUCCACGAUGCCUUCCACAUAUUGCACAGGCUAUGCUUUCUGGUGAACCGACCAUUGUUGAGGGCUCUGCUGCUUUGAUGAAGGCUGUCGUUACCCGGAACCCGAAAGCAAUGAUAAAAUUAUACAGCACUGGUGCAUUUUAUUUUGCACUGGCUUACCCUGGUUCGAAUCUGCUUUCAAUUGCAGAGCUCUUCUCAGUGACGCAUGUUCAUCAAGCUUUUCAUGGGGGUGAAGAGGCUGCAGUGUCCUCUUCUUUGCCUUUGGCUAAACGUAGUGUCUUGGGUGGACUCUUACCUGAGUCAUUGCUCUAUGUACUGGAACGCAGUGGCCCAGCUGCAUUUGCUGCAGCAAUGGUUUCUGAUUCUGACACUCCUGAGAUCAUAUGGACGCACAAGAUGAGAGCAGAAAAUCUGAUUUGCCAGGUUCUGCAGCAUCUUGGAGAUUUUCCUCAGAAGUUGUCCCAGCAUUGCCAUUCUUUAUAUGAUUACGCUCCCAUGCCACCAGUUACAUAUCCAGAGCUGAAAGAUGAAAUGUGGUGUCAUCGAUAUUAUCUGCGGAAUCUCUGUGAUGAGAUCAGGUUUCCAAACUGGCCCAUCGUCGAACAUGUUGAGUUCUUGCAAUCACUGUUGGUGAUGUGGCGGGAAGAGUUGACUAGGAGACCCAUGGAUCUCUCUGAAGAAGAAGCUUGUAAAAUAUUAGAGAUAAGUUUAGAGGAUGUGUCUAGAGAUGAUGCCCCAAAAGGUCAAACUCUUGAGAUAUCUGAUGAGAUUCCAAAUUUAUCAAAGCAGAUUGAAAAUAUAGACGAGGAGAAGCUUAAGCGGCAGUAUAGGAAACUUGCAAUGAAAUACCAUCCAGAUAAAAAUCCUGAAGGGAGGGAGAAGUUUCUUGCUGUUCAGAAAGCUUAUGAACGAUUGCAGGCUACAAUGCAAGGACUGCAAGGUCCUCAAACAUGGAGGUUGCUGUUGCUGCUGAGGGGACAAUGCAUCUUAUAUAGACGCUAUGGUGAUGUGUUGGAGCCGUUUAAGUAUGCUGGAUAUCCCAUGUUAUUAAAUGCGGUGACUGUGGACAAGGAUGACAACAACUUUCUUUCAUCUGAUAGAGCACCUCUUCUGGUUGCAGCCUCAGAGCUUGUUUGGCUAACGUGUGCGUCUUCAUCACUGAAUGGCGAAGAGCUUGUGAGGGAUGGUGGAAUACAACUUAUUGCAACUCUUCUAUCCCGGUGCAUGUGUGUGGUUCAACCCACAACUCCUGCAAGCGAACCCUCCACUGUCAUUGUUACUAAUGUUAUGCGGACCUUUUCCAUUCUUAGUCGUUUUGAAAGUGCCAGAGUUGAGAUACUUGAAAUUUCUGGGCUUGUUGAAGAUAUAGUUCAUUGUACAGAACUCGAGCUUGUACCUUCUGCCGUUGAUGCUUCCCUUCAGACCAUUGCUCAUCUUUCUGUCUCCUCUGAAUUACAAGAUGCCUUACUGAAGGCUGGAGUAAUAUGGUACCUACUCCCUUUACUGCUCCAGUAUGAUUCAACUGCUGGGGAAUCAGGCAUGACAGAAACACAUGGUGUUGGAGCAAGUGUUCAAAUUGCCAAAAAUACUCAUGCUAUUCGUGCAUCUCAAGCGCUCUCAAGACUUAGCGGUACGAAUACUGAGGAAAAUACAACACCUUAUAAUCCGGGUGCUUCUGGGGCCCUAAAAGCCUUGUUGACACCUAAACUUUCUAGCAUGCUGAAAGAUCAUUUGGCAAAAGAGUUGCUAUCAAAAUUAAACUCCAACUUGGAGUCUCCGGAGAUUAUUUGGAACUCCUCAAUCCGAGGAGAGUUACUAAAAUUUGUGGAAGAACAGAGGGAAAACCAUGGCCCUGAUGGUUCGUAUGAUUUGAAAGAUGCCAAUUCAUUUAUAUACGAAGCAUUAUCGAAGGAACUCUUUGUUGGAAAUGUAUAUUUGAGAGUCUACAACGAUCAACCCGACUUUGAAGUCAGUGAACCUGAGGACUUCUGUGUUGCUCUUGUUGACUUCAUUUCGUGUUUACUGCGUGAUUUACCAGGCUCUGGUUCAGAGUUCUAUGUUAGUGGCUCAUCUCCUAAGACAUCUGAGUCACAGGAUGGUGAUUUUGAUGGUUCAUCUGCAGAGAAUAAUUCUACUGAUGGUUCGGUACCUGCACCCACCCCUUCUGAUGGAAAAAUGGCUGUCAAGGAGGGUGAAUUGAUUAAGCAUCUUCAAUUAGGUUUGACCUCUCUACAGCACUUGCUGACAAGCAAUCCUAACGUGGCCUCAGUAUUAGCGUCGAAAGAAAAGUUGUUGCCUCUUUUCGAAUGCUUUUCUGUGCCUGUUCCAUCUGACAGCAAUAUUCCUCAACUCUGUUUAAGUGUGCUCUCCCGUUUGACCACACAUGCUCCCUGCUUGGAAGCCAUGGUAGCUGAUGGUUCCAGUCUUCUUCUCCUUUUACAAUUGCUUCAUGCAUCUCCUGGCUGUCGUGAGGGAGCUCUUCAUGUUCUUUAUGCAUUGGCCAGCACUCCAGAGCUUGCUUGGGCAGCUGCAAAGCAUGGUGGAGUGGUGUACAUUCUGAAACUUUUGUUGCCUUUACAAGAAGAAAUACCUCUGCAGCAAAGAGCAGCAGCUGCUUCACUAUUGGGAAAGCUUAUUGCACAGCCAAUGCAUGGUCCCCGAGUGGCGAUAACACUUGCUCGAUUCCUACCAGAUGGCCUUGUAUCCAUCAUUCGGGAUGGCCCUGGUGAAGCAGUUGUGACUGCUCUGGAUCAAACAACUGAGACUCCAGAACUUGUGUGGACUCCAGCGAUGGCUGCUUCUUUGUCUGCCCAACUAGCAACAAUGGCAUCAGACUUGUAUCAGGAACAGAUGAAAGGAAGGGUUGUUGAUUGGGAUGUUCCUGAGCAGGCUUCCGGACAACAGGACAUGAAAGACGAACCUCAGGUUGGAGGUAUCUACGUGAGAUUAUUCUUGAAGGACCCGAAAUUCCCGCUUAGAAAUCCUAAGAGAUUUUUGGAAGGACUGCUUGAUCAAUAUCUUUCAUCUAUCGGUUCUGCUCAUUACGAUGAACAUGCUGUUGAUCCUGAGCUCCCUCUGCUUCUGUCUGCUGCAUUAGUCUCCUUGUUACGGGUGCACCCUGCUCUUGCAGAUCAUGUUGGCUAUCUUGGGUAUGUCCCAAAGCUUGUAUCGGCAGUUGCCUAUGAGGGAAGAAGGGAAACAAUGGCUUCUGUGGAGAUUAGAAAUGGCAAUCACCCUAGUGAGUCAAGUGAAGCCGAGGAUAGUUCAAUGCAGCCAUCUUCUCCAACACCCAAAGAACGAGUCCGGUUAAGUUGUUUACGUGUCCUACAUCAACUUGCAGCAAGUACAAUAUGUGCCGAAGCGAUGGCAGCUACUAGUGUAGGCACACCACAGGUUGUCCCGCUUUUGAUGAAAGCGAUUGGAUGGCAAGGAGGGAGCAUAUUAGCCUUAGAAACUCUCAAACGUGUUGUGGGUGCUGGCAAUCGAGCAAGAGAUGCGCUUGUUGGGCAAGGACUGAAGGUUGGUCUGGUUGAAGUACUUCUUGGUCUUCUGGAUUGGCGAGCUGGGGGGAAAAAUGGUAUUUGCUCUCAGAUGAAGUGGAAUGAAUCAGAAGCAUCCAUUGGCCGGGUGCUUGCUAUUGAGGUACUGCAUGCGUUUGCAGCAGAAGGGGCUCACUGUGUUAAAGUGCGAGAGAUACUGAAUUCCUCCAGUGUCUGGGAUGCGUAUAAGGAUCAAAGGCAUGAUCUGUUCCUUCCUUCAAAUGCGCAAUCUGCAGCUGCUGGUGUUGCUGGUUUGAUUGAAAAUUCCUCAUCAAGGCUUACUUAUGCCCUUACUGCGCCGCCACCAGCCGGCCAGGUAAAACCUCCUACUGUGGUUGGAGCUGAUUCAAAUGGAAAGCAGGAUCCUAGUUGA